UUGUUGAAUAAUUGAAAAACAAUGCGACAAAACAUGAAUUUUAGGUUUCUUCUAGUGGAAUUAAGAUGUUCCAUCAAUUCCGUAGUGAUUGGAAUUGACUUAAAUUUCGUGAUUUAGUUCAUGUUUGGGACAGGGAAGAUCUUUGCCGAUAUAAAGGUAUUGGAUUUUUGAGUUAUAAUAAUUUCCAAUCGGUUACUGCUGUUUUCUUCCCAAAGAAAUUCCAUUGGAAUCUGUUUUUCUGAUCUUAGAUGGAUGUGGCAUUACUGUCAAUGUCAUUAUUUCACUCUGAAUUGUAUGAAGUGAUAUCGAGCAGAUGCUUCUUUUUCCCUAGAAAGCUUGAUUUCGUCUAACACUCAGAACUAUGUGUUUAUUAUAAUAUGUUUAGAAGUGUACCUUCUUUGCACAAUCUAUGAACCCCUGCGGUCUCCCGUUUAUUAUUGAGGUUUGUUUCACUUCCUGGAGCUCCAUGCACCAGUUGAGAAAAUCCUAGUACUAGCCUAGCAGAGAAAGGUAUUUAUUAACACUGAGUUUUAGAUUGAAACAUGUUUCCUUUGAUUUGGGUGUAGAAAAAAAAAAAAAGGAAGGGUAGGAAAAUAGGUAGUGAACCCAUGACACGAUUUGGAAAAAAACAUUUAUUGUUUGGAAUGCCUUUUUAGGCCUUUUGGACCUUUGCGGGGAAACUUAGAAUAAGCUAGUCCAUCCUCAUUCACUGGAUAAGAUUAUGAGAACAAAUGCACAUUUGUGGUGCUCACUAUUUGCCACUGGGUGCAGGAUUCUAUAAUCCUAGCAAGAGGUACUACGUGAAGGGCGUCAUCAAUGCUCUGCUAAAGUAUGCUGCAGUUGGCACUCCAAUGGCAGCUGUCAUUAUUUGGCAUUGCCAUUUGCAAUUCCAUCCUUGGCAUUCCUUUUACUACUGCCAAAUCUGAUGCCAUAUUUUUGUACUUGGUUGAAGAAUGGUGGUUGAUUAAAAAAUAGCAUUUUGCAUGGAUUCCUGUGCUAAAAUUUGACAUUGUUAUUGCAUUGGAGAGUAAUUACCAAUGUUAAAAAAUAAGUUUGGCAUUGCUAUUUAGCAUUUUUCACUCUUUUUUCUAUCUUUAAGUGGACUCUAGAUUUUUUUUCCUGGGUUAGCUGUGUUCCCUUCUGUUGUGGCAAUUUAUCAAAUGUUUAUAACAAACAAUGUAUAAAAAAAUAAAAAAUAAAAGUAUUUUGCAUUGGAGAUGUUCUAAGGACGAAUUGAAGUGUGCAUUAGCUUUUAUUUCUUGCUUCCUCACACAAAUCUUUAUUUGAGUUAUUCCUUGGGUUGUUAUUUCAACUGAAGUAGUCAGAUAGCAUUGGAUCAGUAAGGAUCCAUUGCGCAAAACAUCUUCAUAGAACUAAUUGUCAGCCCCCACCAUUUUUUCUCCUUCCAAAAUCUACAGCCACUACCCAGUUCUUAGCACCUUGGAAGAUUCUGUCUUCCUAUGUAUUUCAUUCCAGCCCUUGUUUUAUUUUUGCAAUGUUACCCCCUCUCCCAAAAGUCCUUUUGGAAUGCCUCCCUUAGAAAAUCCACCCCAAUAGACAAACAUUUAUUCCAACUGUUGGUGAAGCUUUCCCUUUGGAAUCAUUACUGUUUUCUUGUGGUUGCCAACAUUAUUCAUGCCAUAAGUAAAUCAAUUUCCUUAUUUCUAAAGAAUGAUUAAAUGCGAGUGAGCACUGCCCUUUCUUGGGUUUGCAUUAAUUUCUAGGAACAUCUAUAUGAAAUUCCCCACUUGACAUUGGGGAAUUGGAUAGCUCCAAUUGAAAUUUAAUCUCUUACUAAUAUAUAUCAAUCGCGAGAUUCUCCAAAUCCUGUUAGGUGUUAAGUUUUAAGCAGCACAAAUGUUUGGUGACACUUGAAAUGUUAAUCUCACGUAUUGAACUUUGUAGAUUUAUCAGGCUAACCACAUUGGGGGUUUUAUCUAUCCAAUGGGAAAAUAUGCAUAAAUAUCUCAAUGGCAUUAUCUCCCUGUGUCAGCUUCCGAAAUUCUUCCAAGAGGUCGUAUUUAUCAUGAGACAUAUGGUUGUCAAAUGAAUAUUAAUGAUAUGGAGAUUGUCCUCUCUAUCAUGAAGAAAGCUGGAUAUAAUGAAGUUGUGGAAGUUCCUGAGAGUGCUGAGGUCAUUUUCAUCAAUACUUGUGCUAUAAGAGACAAUGCAGAACAAAAGGUGUGGCAGAGGCUUAACUAUUUUUGGUUUCUUAAAAGGCAUUGGAAGAGCAAUGUCUCUAUUGGAAGGGCGGAUUCCCUGCACCCUCCAAAAGUAGUUGUAUUAGGAUGCAUGGCUGAAAGGUUGAAGGAUAAGAUACUAGAUGCGGAUAAGAUGGUUGAUGUUGUCUGUGGGCCUGAUGCUUACAGGGACUUGCCGCGGUUGUUAGAGGAAGUAGACUAUGGUCAAAAAGGGAUCAAUACUCUUCUUUCACUUGAAGAAACUUAUGCUGAUAUUAGCCCAGUUAGAAUUUCCAAAAAUUCAGUUACUGCUUUUGUCUCUAUUAUGAGGGGCUGCAACAAUAUGUGCUCGUUUUGCAUUGUUCCUUUCACUAGAGGGAGGGAGCGAUCACGGCCUGUGGAAUCAAUUGUCAGAGAGGUGGCUGAGCUUUGGAAAGAAGGAGUAAAAGAGGUCAUGCUUCUUGGUCAAAAUGUGAAUAGCUAUAAUGAUGCUUCUGGGUUUGACAAAGAAGUUGAACCAGGUGCUAAUUGGAAACUUAGUGAAGGUUUUUCCAGCAAGUGCAAAGUGAAGAAAAUGGGUUUACGCUUUUCUGAUCUAUUGGACCGACUGUCCACAGAAUUCCCUGAAAUGCGGUUCAGGUACACAUCCCCACAUCCUAAAGAUUUCCCAGAUGAGUUACUAUAUUUAAUGCGAGAUAGAUAUAAUGUCUGCAAAAGUAUCCACUUGCCUGCACAAACUGGGAGUAGUACUGUACUUGAAAGAAUGCGUCGGGGUUAUACACGGGAAGCGUACUUGGAUCUCGUACAAAAAAUACGGAGAAUCGUUCCUGAUGUUGGGAUUACCAGUGAUUUCAUAUGUGGCUUUUGUGGAGAAACAGAGGAGGAAUAUGCAGACACAAUAAGCCUUGUAAAGGCUGUUGGUUAUGACAUGGCAUACAUGUUUGCUUACAGCAUGAGGGAGAAAACCCAUGCACAUAGAAACUAUGUUGAUGAUGUUCCUGACAACAUCAAGCAGAGGAGGCUGGCAGAGAUGAUAGAGGUCUUCCGUGAGAGUACAGGUCAGUGUUAUGACUCCCAAAUUGGUACUGUUCAGCUGGUGUUAGUUGAAGGCCCCAAUAAGAGAGCUCCAGAUACAGAGCUAAUCGGCAAGACUGAUAGAGGCCAUAGAGUUUCAUUUAAAAAUACACCCGUCCCCCAUUGGGAUGAUGAUGUUGGAGGGAAUCAAAAUCCUAGAGUUGGCGAUUUCGUGGAGGUUCGCAUAUUGACGUCAACACGAGCCUCACUUUUUGGGGAAGCACUUGCUAUAACUAAAUUAAGCUUGUUUUACAGCAAUGCAGAUGAAGCCAUUGCCGAUGAACAGAACUUGAAAUCAAGCUGUUUAUGAACUUUCUGCUGUCCUCAUUCUUUAAUGAAAUCCUCAAGAUCGCCUUUUCUCUUUGCUUGGCGAUGGUGGGGGGUCUGAGAUCUCGCUAUCAGGUCAAAAGUAGGAUUAAAAUAGCAGAGGUGAGUGGGGUGGCAUCCUGCUACAAAGCUGGUCUGAGCAUGAGAAUCUACAACUUCAACUCAUCCCCGUACUCGAUAUGGCUCAGAAGCGCCAACACAUUGUUUUAAUAUUUAUUUUGUUUUUAAUCUUGCCCCUUCGACCUUCAAUGAAGUAUAUACAGAGGUUUGAAAUUCUUCUUGUACUGAUACUAAGUUAAGGUCAAAUUCAUAAAGAAAGAAAAGAACUCAGAAAAAUCUGAGCUGAAUUUUCACAAAUUCCCACCGCAAGAGACACCAACGUGUUAAAGCACAUGGCGGGCGUGUUUCAUGAAUCAUCAGCCAUUUUCGGAAAAUGGAGUAUGAAAAGCGGCCGCAGCAUCUUUCACAUGUAUUAAUCAUGGGGAUUGCCUUAAUCCAAUCAAGUGCUCAGAAGAAAAGUUGGAUAUGGGGAAUGAUAUCCCAAUUGUAAUGCUUGUACAACACUGAGGGGAGGGACCAUUGGUUGGGAGAUGGGACUACGGAGGAUUAUUAGCAUCAACAAGCCUUAACUUUUGGUCAUGCAUGUGGGCAGUGGGAGGCCACUACAGAAUAUGUAUGGAAUGGGUUUUGGUUUGGUCUAGUUCAACUCGUGUUUAUCAAUUUUUAUUUUCCUUUCUAUUUUUAAAUUUUGUUGAACCACAUAGGGAUGUAAACUAUUAAUAUUGAAUUGUAUGAUCGCUUAAUAAGUUGGCAUUA
Vitis vinifera (wine grape) is the source of this 4397-nucleotide messenger RNA. RefSeq names its product CDK5RAP1-like protein. Gene Ontology annotation, cellular component: mitochondrion; cytosol. Gene Ontology annotation, biological process: negative regulation of cyclin-dependent protein serine/threonine kinase activity; tRNA modification. The record is from RefSeq and is a predicted model, not a curated record. Gene Ontology annotation, molecular function: 4 iron, 4 sulfur cluster binding; tRNA-2-methylthio-N(6)-dimethylallyladenosine(37) synthase activity. NCBI's taxonomy places the organism in Eukaryota, Viridiplantae, Streptophyta, Magnoliopsida, Vitales, Vitaceae. The transcript is spliced from 3 exons. Bases 2047 to 3564 code for a protein of 505 amino acids.